AUGGUCUCCAGUGACCCAUUGAAAAACUCUUCAAAACAAAUCAACGACGCCCAAGCAUUCGCACGAGGACAUGACGAAAUCACCAACCGUGCAGCCCUCCGUGCCGGUCUCAAAAACCUCGAAAACAGUGGCGUCUUUCCUUUAGCACUCAAAGUUGGCGGCCAAACACCCACCGACAAACUAAGCCAAUAUACACACACCAAAAACCAACACAAUGGCAACUCCCAAACCACUCAAGUAAGCCAACAAGACAACGACCAUGAUACAAACAACAUGGCUACUAUGAACAUCAAUGACAUCAGCCUAUCAGCAACUCUCUAUCGUACAAUGACAUAG
Seminavis robusta is the source of this 336-nucleotide messenger RNA. The record is from the annotation of a GenBank genome assembly. NCBI's taxonomy places the organism in Eukaryota, Bacillariophyta, Bacillariophyceae, Naviculales, Naviculaceae.